AUGAAAUAAUUGAAGUAGAAAUGUGUUUAUUCUAAUCAUAAAGAAAGUAUUUAAUCAAUAUAUAAAAUUAGAAAAAUACUUCAUCUGGGCUUCUUUAGAAGAAAAUAAUUUUUAUUAAACCUAUUUUGAUUGA
Paramecium sonneborni is the source of this 133-nucleotide messenger RNA. The record is from the annotation of a GenBank genome assembly. NCBI's taxonomy places the organism in Eukaryota, Ciliophora, Oligohymenophorea, Peniculida, Parameciidae.